Messenger RNA from Suillus subalutaceus, 1375 nucleotides. RefSeq names its product glycoside hydrolase family 18 protein. Gene Ontology annotation, cellular component: extracellular region. The record is from RefSeq and is a predicted model, not a curated record. Gene Ontology annotation, biological process: chitin catabolic process; carbohydrate metabolic process. The annotation marks the transcript as partial. The transcript is spliced from 4 exons. Lineage: Eukaryota; Fungi; Basidiomycota; Agaricomycetes; Boletales; Suillaceae. Gene Ontology annotation, molecular function: chitin binding; chitinase activity.
CCUGUCUCCCCAAUAAACUUUAAUGAGGUGAUUAACGCGAUCAUGUUUUUUUCUCUUAGAGAGACCACUCAGGAUGUCAACAGUCUAAGCCUGGUAGGCUCCGAUGGCGAGUUGCUCCCUCAGUUCGUCUCUGAGGCCCAUGCACAUGGUGUUGAGGCCCAUAUUGCUGUCGGAGGCUGGACUGGGAGUAUUUGGUUCUCUUCCAACCUUGCCACUGCCGAAAACCGGACGGCAUUUGUCCUGACCGUGGCAGAAUUUGCUUCAAAGUACAAUCUCGAUGGCAUCCAGUUUGAGGAAUCGGCUUGCAACACCAUUAGUGCGAACGACACGGCAAAUUUCCUCGCAUUCCUCCAAGAGCUUCGCAUAAACAUAGUAGAAAGAAAGCUCACCAUCUCGGCGGCCGUGUCUCUCGCACCCUUCGAUGACGCUACUGGAAAUCCUUCUGCUGACGUCAGUGAGUUUGCGAAGGUACUCGAUUACGUCGCUGUGAUGAACUACGACGUUUGGGGUCCUUGGCUCCCGAAUGUGGGGCCUAACUCACCGUUGAACGAUACCUGCGCUGCGCCCGCGCAACAACAGGGUUCUGCUGUUUCUGCAGUCGAGGCUUGGACGAAGGCGGGGAUGCCAAUCAACCAGAUCGUGCUCGGUGUUCCUACCUAUGGUCACUCAUUCAGCGUCGCUCCCUCUGACGCCUUCACGACUAGCAAGAAGGAACUAGCUGCAUUCCCCACCUUCAACGCCUCGAACCAGCCCUUGGGCGAUAAAUGGGAUGACGCUGGUUCUGUUGAUGUCUGUGGCGUUCACGAGGGCGCAGGUGGCGAUUUCAACUUCUGGGGCCUCAUUGACGGCGGUUUCCUUACCAAAGAAGGCAAGGUUGCUGAUGGCAUCCACUACAGAUACGACACCUGCAGUCAGACGCCGUAUGUGUACAAUGAGACUUCACAAGUUAUGGUCUCCUUCGACAACGCCGAGUCGUUUGCUGCCAAGGGCAAGUAUAUCAAGAACACCGGGCUGCGCGGUUUCGCGAUGUGGGAAGCUGGUGGUGAUUACAACAACAUACUCCUCGACUCUAUCAUCAGUGCCGCUGCGUGAUAGAUACGUCACCACCGUUCGGGGACCGAAACAACCUUAUCGACGCAUCACACUCAUUAGUAUAUCACUACGUUCCUUACAUACCUUAUUGCUAUUAGGCUCGUUGCCAGAACAAAGGGAUAAAAAACUCCCUUUGUUCACGGCGCCGCUGUAUCAUUGGCUGCAACGCCUUUAUCCUCUCGUUUUUGAUAACCUUACAGUGUUUCUAUAAGUAGUUAGCUUAAUCAUAAACCAGUUCUUGAGUAAGUACCGAAUCACAUGCUAGAGGCAACCAUUCACCCUC